Messenger RNA from Diachasma alloeum, 1214 nucleotides. Its product is annotated as testis-expressed protein 9. Bases 241 to 1161 code for a protein of 306 amino acids. The record is from RefSeq and is a predicted model, not a curated record. The transcript is spliced from 3 exons. NCBI's taxonomy places the organism in Eukaryota, Metazoa, Arthropoda, Insecta, Hymenoptera, Braconidae.
GUGUUUUUUUAAUUGAGUUCGCUAGGGUUUUUGAUGACUUUUAUUUCUUCUCUUUCAAUACCUUGUAAUAUCAUUCGUCCCGUCAUCGUGCCAAAAUUCAGAUUUUGAUUGGUGUAAGGACUUCUGGAUUAAUAAAGUAGUUGUCAUGCGGGGUUGAAUAAAUCGCGGGCCUGUUUGAGUUGUUCAUAGCAACGCCAUAGCAACAGUCGGUUGUCUCUUCGGUUUAUCGAGACUUUAACAAUGGCGGAGGAUCUCCUGAGCAGAGAGAAGGAAUUUCAUCGGUUGAAUAGGGAACUGGAUGAGGAGACGAAAGAGCUCAUGAAGGAGAUCGACAUCGUUGCCCAACCCAAAGAGUCUUUCGGCGCUUCUUUCACUUUCAAAUCUCGGUUUUCUUCGGCCUUCGAUGAUUUCUAUGCCGAGUAUCCACUACACAAUCAACCGGAUGAAAGAAAUAACGAGGCACUGACCUAUCCUGUGGAAUCGAAUUCAGCUUCAAUUCUAUCUCCGAAGCCUGAAACUUCAAAAAACGACGCAAUCAUCAAAAUUUUGCGGAAGAAAAUCGAAGUAUUGACGGUGGAAAACCAGGCGACGAAGGACGAAUUGAAGAAGAAAAGUAAUUGCAUCAAGGAUUUGGAGGCAGAGAAUCAAAGGAUUUCUGCGAUGAAGGAUAAAUUGUAUAGUCAAAACAACUUGCAGAAGGAGUCACUGGCUAAAAUGGAGGCACAGAUAAAUCAUCUUCAAACGAAUGCUCAUGAGCAAACGCAAGAGAAUGGAUUUCUAAAGAAGGAAAUUGAUUCCCUGAAGAAGGAAUGGAAAUCACUGACUCAGCAAUUGCACCAGCUAGACCUUCGUCUCAACAGAUCACUGGAAGAAAACGAAAAACUGCGAGCUGCUGUGAAGUGCAGUAAAAUAGAGGAAAAGGAGUUGCGAAGUGAAAUGAAAAAAUUCAAGGACAAUGAGAGGAAUAAUAUGAGAAAGGUGCAGAAGCAAAAAACUGAAAUACUGCAGGCGUUCAAAAAGCAGAUUCUACUGAUGGACAAUUUAAGGAAACAAAAGGCGUUGUUGGAGGUUUCGAAGCAAGUGCAGUUGACACAACAGGAUCUGUCGAAAAUAUUGAACUGGAAGGGAGGGGUUGGUGAUCACAAUGGGCCAUUGGGAUGAAUAGAAUAAGGAUUGAAGAGUUGAGAAAAAAGUACUAAAAUGCGGGGAGAACU